Molecule: messenger RNA, 1137 nt
Organism: Leptosia nina
Lineage: Eukaryota; Metazoa; Arthropoda; Insecta; Lepidoptera; Pieridae
Source: the annotation of a GenBank genome assembly
AUGCCAGACUGGCGAUACAACGUGCUGUCGACGAGCGAGGCGUUUAUCGGGGAGGGAGGUCCACAACGCGACCCAUUCGCCGCCAGCUAUCCACGUCGUGCUGACCGCACCCGACCCCUGCAUACUUGCCCCUACACGACGAUCUUCCAUGGCGCGCGCUCCCACGUCCCGUAUCGUCUACCCCUCAGCGAUUCCGGAGAUCCCUACGCAGAUGCAUAUUCCGUAGACAGAUCUUCCAAUUUGACGGACACCUCGAGUUUCGCUCGUUACGAAGACUGUCGCUCUCCCGUAGAAAGCAUCCAAUCGCACCAAAACGAACGUAAUUACACUAGCGAGAGAUCGGAUGCCAACAUCGGAGUACAAAAAGUGUCAUACGCUUCUAAUGUGUUUUUUAUCUCGACUCAAACGGACGCACAGGAGAAAGAUGUAAAUGCCGCUAAUCUCUUCGUUGUGGACGGAUCUGAAUCGGAUGCUCUAUCUUCCUGUACCUGUGAUAGUUUUGAGCGAUGCGAGUUCGAUUGUAGAGACUUUGAACCGUUCUCUGACACCUGUUGCUGUGAUCCUCUCAGCGAUGGCGUGUGCAGCCGGAGUCCUAAACACGUGGACUCUCCUGAACAGUUCUGCGAAAGGAAUGUCGAAGAUGAUGGGGUGUCGGCGCGAAGUGAUAUGGACGGGUUGGAUUUAGCGCUGUUCGAACCGGCACAGACGGAUACUAAGGGAUGCGAGAAACAUUCUAAUGAACUUCAAACGCAAAACUCCGUUGCGGCGGCCCUGUGUGGGGUUUUGCAUGCUCUUCCAGAUGCCAACAAUGAUGUAGCGACCAGUGCCUCUAGUGGUGCAACUUUGGGGGUUCCGCCAUCUUGGGAACCCUUCUACUGUGUUUUGCAACAGGAUCGCAGAACACUCACUGCUUAUACCAGCGAAGAACUUGCUAACUCAAAUAAUAAUGGAGACUACACGACACGUAGUUUACCACGAGUACGGAUCGAUGGCGGAUCGCAGGCUGGCAACCCUGGAGUACGAUUAAGAUGCUGGGCUGCGCCACCUUCGAUAACAGAAGAAGAAGCUGAGGACGAAAUUGAGGAAGACGCUGUGUCAUUGCGUGCUCUUCCUGUACAAGGUAAUUUAUACUACUAG